GCGUUCAGAGACCAGCAAUGAGAGUGAGCAAGGGCCUGGAAAAAUGCUCACAUGACGAGCGAGUGACAGGCUUGGAAUUGUGUCCGUUCGAUAGAAAACAGCUGGGGGGACCCAUAAGAACAGCCAUAUUGGGCUAAAGCUAUAUAAAAUAAUGACCGAGUGAGAGGAUAAAUGGGGAAUGGCUGUUUUCCCGGUCUUCUAAAACAAGACCAAGGGGACAGUCAAGUGUAAUUAGCUUGUGGAACGCCUUGCCACAGGAAGUUGUUGAAGCCAAGAAACUAACACACUUCCGAAAGGACCUGGACAUGUAUAUGGCUAGUAAGACUAUCCAGUGUUAAAGUGGUUAAUGCUAAGAAAAAUUUUGAUACAGGAUUAAGCCUAAUUCUUCAAAGCAUAAGCUGAUCUCUUACUAAGGAAGGUGCAGCUGAAACCUAAUGGUGAGGGGGAGGGAGGGGGUCAGAAGUCCCCAAAGCCUGACAGCAGCAUUCUUAGACCUUCCUCUGCAGCAUCUGGUGCUGCCAUUGUCGGAGACAGGUGCUGGGCUAGACAGCCUUGUGUCUGAGCCCGGCUGCCCCAUGCCCUGUGUCCUAGCCUGUCUCGGUGAUUGGCUGAUGGGGCAGGAGAGGCAGGGUGUGAUGCUGCCGCUAGGCUACACCAGGUCAGUCGCUGGCCCUCAGUGGCAGAGGUAACGCUGGGCAUGUUCUCAAGCUGCCCCACAUCAGUGCUGGUGUUUUCUCCCCACCCCAGCGUUGGGCAGCGGCAGCUGCUGUGCCUGGCCCGAGCCCUGCUCCGCAAAUCCAAGAUCCUCAUACUGGAUGAGGCAACAGCAGCUGUGGAUCUGGAAACAGAUCAUUUAAUCCAGACAACAAUCCGGAGUGAAUUUGCCAACUGCACUGUCCUCACCAUCGCCCACCGCCUGCACACCAUCAUGGACAGCAACAGGGUGAUGGUGCUGCAGGCGGGGCGCAUCGUGGAGUAUGACAGCCCUGAGCGGCUGCUCCAGCAGCAAGGCCUUUUCUCGACCAUGGCUAAGAACGCCGGUAUCGUGAGUGCUCAAGCCACGGUGCUGUAGGAGAGCUGGAGCUGACAGGGUGAGCCCCCUGCCCAACACUGGCGCACCCACAUCCAGAGUCAGAACCUAGGGCAGGGCCCACUGCAAACUGGAACGGACAAACAGCGUAUUGCCAGAACCUGUUUCUGUUGCCUCAGUGCGCCUGGCAGCUCCGAGCAGCAGGACCUGCCCAGGACUUCACUCCUCUUCACCUGGGACUAAAGGAGAGAGUGAAGCCGCUGGGCUCUGAGUCCCUUGAAGAGCGGGCUUCGGGGCUGGGCUAGACAAGGCUAGGACUUACUUCGCAGGCAGCAGCUCUGGGCCUGCUGCUGCCAUACCCUGGUUCAGAUCCAAACCCCGCUAUGUGGGGGUAGCUUCAGUGCAGAUGUGCCCAGGCCAGACCCCAUGUGCGCAUGGGCAGCAGCUCUAACAGACACCUGGGGUGGCUUUGACCUGACAUGCAGUCUGGGAGUUGCUCGGCUGAACGUGGGGGUAUUUUUACAAUCACUUCACUUAUUGGUCCUUAUUUUCAAGGCACUCAAUGGCAUAGGCCCAGGAUAGCUGAAAGAUUAACUAAAGCUCCAGCCUGAAGAGCGUGUUUGACAGUACUGCGCCUCUAGCAGAGUGGAGCUCUCUACUGCAAGGCAAAGCUGGGCAGGAGACAGCUGCCUCAGGGGCCAGUCCAGGGCUCGAACCAUCUGGCCCAUCGCAGAGCUCCUCCCCUUCUGCUCCAAGUAGCCAGGUGCACUGCUCCAAGCAGCCUUCCCCAGCAGAAAGUGUGCGUCAGGACAGUGUAAAAAGACGUAUGCCCUGGGGAGAGGCUGAGAGCACGAGUGAACCCCACAACACGUUAGACCCAUUGCUUUAAUGCAAAAAGCAACAGAGGGUCCUGUGGCACCUUUAAGACUAACAGAAGUAUUGGGAGCAUAAGCUUUCGUGGGUAAGACCCUCACUUCUUCGGAUGCAAGCAAUGGAAAUUUCCAGAGGCAGGUAU
Trachemys scripta elegans is the source of this 2045-nucleotide messenger RNA. Its product is annotated as canalicular multispecific organic anion transporter 1-like. Gene Ontology annotation, biological process: transmembrane transport. The record is from RefSeq and is a predicted model, not a curated record. Gene Ontology annotation, molecular function: ATP hydrolysis activity; ATP binding; ATPase-coupled transmembrane transporter activity. Gene Ontology annotation, cellular component: apical plasma membrane. NCBI's taxonomy places the organism in Eukaryota, Metazoa, Chordata, Testudines, Emydidae. The transcript is spliced from 2 exons. The coding region runs from base 698 to 1072 and encodes 124 amino acids.